CGCUCUGUGGCCAAUGACCCUGGGCUCAGUGUUUGAACAGUCAGACAGUUUGUCAGGUUUCAUCAAGAAGAAGAAGAAGAAGGAGUGAGACACACCAGGUGAGGAGACAUCGCCAUGACGACUGAAUACCACGACGAGACUGAAGACGACAGCAACUCAUUCUGGAACAAAGAGCCUCGACCUGUCUACUUCUCAGGUGUGUCCAGGUACAGACGUUGGCUGUUUCCUGCUCUGACGGCAACAAUUAUCCUGGUUCUGAUCAUAGCACUGGGAGCUAGCAACACCAGGACGUCAAACCGACUGUGGUACGUGGAGAAAAGUGUUUCCAACCUGACCGAGAGCCUGAGCUCCGCCCAGCAGCUUGCUAAAGACGCAGCUAAAGACGUGCAGCGGCUGAAGUUUGCAGUGGAGAGCAACAAGGACCAGCUGACCUCAGUGUCAGAAGCUCUGAAGCAGCUCUCAGCUCUGGACUCCAUCAGCAGGACGGUCGCUAAGCUCAAAUGUUCCCUCGAACGCCUCGUCAACAACGCUUCAGUGGUGGACGGCUGCUGUCCUCUGGGUUGGGAACUCUCUGGCACCACCUGUUAUCUGUUCAGCAGGACACCUUUGGCCUGGCCGGACGCUAGAGACUGGUGCAACGGACACGAAUCUCACCUGGUCAUUCUCAACACUGAUGAGGAGUGGGACUUUGUGACCCAUCACGGCUCGGGCACCUUCUACUGGGUGGGUCUGACCGAUGGCAGGACGGGGAAGUGGGAGUGGGUCAACCAGACGCCGUACGUCAUGAACCGGAGGCGGUGGAAACCUGGUCAGCCUGACAGCUGGACGGGUCACGGUCUCGGCCAGGGAGACGAGGACUGCGCUCACCUUCACAGCGACGGACGCCUCAACGACCUGCACUGCUCCCCAGGCUGCGCUACAUCUGCCAGAGACGCAGCCAGCACACCUGAACACACCUGCAGCUCCACGUCCGCCGCAGGACUGUGGUCCUGGACCUGUCGUCUCUGGUCUCAGAUCAGCAUCAGCGUCAGCGCAGGAGUCUGUGAUCACAUCAAUAAUGUUGCACCUCAAAGUAUCUGAUGUGUGUGUGUGUGUGUGUCUAUGUGUGUCUGUGUGUGUGUGUGUUUGUCAUAUCUGAUUCCUUUGAGCUCGUGUCCAAAAACUAUUAAAACACAUCAGUGA
Seriola dumerili (greater amberjack) is the source of this 1182-nucleotide messenger RNA. RefSeq names its product asialoglycoprotein receptor 1-like. The record is from RefSeq and is a predicted model, not a curated record. Lineage: Eukaryota; Metazoa; Chordata; Actinopteri; Carangiformes; Carangidae.